This is a messenger RNA of Aspergillus novofumigatus IBT 16806, 3226 nucleotides long. RefSeq names its product putative MHYT domain signaling protein. The coding region runs from base 430 to 2730 and encodes 766 amino acids. NCBI's taxonomy places the organism in Eukaryota, Fungi, Ascomycota, Eurotiomycetes, Eurotiales, Aspergillaceae. The transcript is spliced from 5 exons. The record is from RefSeq and is a predicted model, not a curated record.
CCUCGUGCUACUGAUCCAGCCGUAUGGACCGGUGCUGUCUUGGAGACUGAUAACUUCCAAUGAACUUGUAGCAAAUAGAUUGGGCUUCCUCUUUUUCUUCAGAGCGCCUCUUGUCAUGAGAAGCCCCAUAUAGAUACUUGGCCCUCCUUCCCAAUUUUCUCAAGCUGCAGCACUCGCUGUUUGGAACCGGCACAUUUGAAGCAUGGUGAUCUCACAUGUCAUAUAGUUGACUCCAGUCACUCUAAGAUCCCUGGCCUAGACGAUCUGAUUGUCACUGUCGCCUUUGUUCGUUCUUUGCCCACUCCUCAGUCGCUCCUUGUUCUUCCUUCUAGCCGUUCCUUGAGCAUCUUUACGGACUGAGAUGCGCUGAGAACUCCCACAUCAGUUCCGUCGUGCUAAGUCAAAUCCCGAUCUUGCUCGACCUUGACAAUGUCGGCUUCAGACGAUCACCCUGACGGGUUGCCCGUUGCCGUAUCUUAUCUGGCAGGCUACAUCUUUCUCUCCUACGUUGUCAGCACGAUGGGGUGUGCGACUACCCUCGAACUUCUUCACCGACGGACGUCGAAGUCCGGCUUAUAUAACUGGUACCUUCUGUUCACAUCCUCAGUAACCAUGGGCGGCAUCGGCAUCUGGUGCAUGCAUUUCAUUGGCAAUAGAGCAAUCGUCCUCGGUGAUGGAGCACCCCAAAUCCAGAUUGUGUAUAGCGUGACUUUCACAGGAGUUUCAUUCAUCCUUCCCGUGGUCGUCCUCCUUGCAGCUUUCUACGCGAUAGGAACCAGUGAAAAGGCUGGCUAUCUUCGUAUCAUUAUGGGGCUUGGCAUCGCCAAUUACCGAUGCAGCUACAAGGUUGCACAUAUAGUCGGAGCCGCAAUCAUUGCCGUCUUUGCCAGUACUGUUGGUCUGGGAAUCUUCUUUCGGUGGAGGGCUACAUGGACGAACAGUUGGUGGAGACGGGGAAUCUGUGGCUGCCUACUUGCCAUCGCUGUCUCUGGUAUGCACUGGACUGCUGCAGUUGGUACAUCUUACAAAAAACAUGAUCAAUCCGUCAAGCAAGGCGGCCAACUUUCACGAAGCCAAACUGUCAUUAUAUGUGCGGUCCUGGCAUGUGUUUCCUGCUCAGUUCUUUCAGCAUGUGCCAUCGCGGCCGGCGGAGACCGCAGACGAUCGAGAACAAAGGCGCGCCAAGUGGUCUUGAGCUGUGCCUUCUUCGACCCAGCCGGUAGAGUCAUGGUGACUCCGCAUGCAGGUCUUCCGAGUAGGAAAAUCGUGGAUCGUUAUCGCGGAAAGACGUUUAACGAUGACGACCUUACAAGAACGCAUUCGGCCUUCCUCUGGGCAUUCCGUGCAAGUCGAAACUGGAAACUCGUGACGGAUGUCGUUCCCUUUAUGAGAAGUCGAAUCGAGUCCGAGAAAGCUGCGAAACAGCAGUUCACCCCGCAAGGUGGAGCAACCGACGAGGACACGGAGAUGCAAGGCGAUUUUGACGGGUUCUUCAAACAACACUUCUGUGUAACCGCUCAGGACCUGGCCGAGGAACUGCGACAGCCUCUUCCGGACAUGGGCGUGCUGUAUGAUGACAUCCUGACCACUACGACACCAGUCUCGCGCUUUUCUCGAGCGAUGGGAUACUCUCGGCUCAGUGCCAAUAAGGGUCAGAUGAUGUUCACUGUCCGGCAAUUGAGUAAGCACGAAGCUGCCCGCCUAGCAGCAUCAGGGCUUCGAUUUACAGCAAUUGAGAACGUUAUCCCCGUGCUAUCUCGCCGUGUCCAUAUACCGUCCAUGACUUUGGCCGCUCAUCUCAGGGAUAUGCGAGACUAUGCCACCUCCGGUCGGAAUUUUGAACCAGGAGUUCAUUUGGUUUCUUUUGUCAUGCGCCCCACCGUUCAUGACAACUUCGAAGUACUCACUGCCAAAGGCGUCAGCAACCCGUUACCGUCUUCAUCCUUGCCAAUGAAACGUCUCCAGAUUGCUCAUCUGGAAUUAUUGUCACACAUGGAAGGGUGGACCGUGUCAACGUGCCUGAACUGGCUGAAGUCGGAGACAGCGCGCGCAUACAAGGACGCUGACGCAUUUCGCCAACAACUGAUCCAAGCGAUGGGGAACCUUUCGUCCGUCAUGCCACCUGACAUCAACUCGGCAUCUAGAUUCUCGGCACGCCCUCUUAUUGCUCCGUGUCGCCCUUCAAGCCAUUCGGACGGAAACAAUUGCAUCAUUCUUCCAUUCUGCGUUGUCGGCACGCUGGACACCCAAAUCUCCAACCCGGACUUUACCUUCACGCCUCUGCGUCUCUUCAGGGUGCAGCAGCAAGUGAACGAUGGUUUCACAGGAGGCGACGGAUUCGCAAAAGAGCUGAGUCAAGAGCUCUACUAUUCCAACGCCCGCUCCAGUUCAACCACCGACUCCGAAAUCGCAACCUCCGUUCGUGCUCCUCGUCGCUUCUGGCCGUCCCGCAAACAGCCCAGCGAUAAAAUGAGCGCAACGUCCCAGGAGACUCUUGCGGAGCAUUCGCCAUUCGGAGAAAUCACUGUUCGCAAGGAAGUGAAAGUGGACAUCGCGAAACUGGCAGAAUUGUCAACCCAGCCCACACUGGGUCGGCAUGCCUCACAAACAACCGUAUUGGCUGGCGACUCGGCCUCGGGCACAUAUGUGGACGAUCUCUACCAUCUUUGCUACUCCCCUAACAUACGGCUGAGGCCAGAUACAUUCCAACACAACGCGACAGUUGGCUGAGAUACAGGGUCCAGUCAGCCGCAAGCGACUUUGAACUCAAUCUUUCGAAUGAGCACAGGCAUACUGGCUCGUCACUCACGUCGAGAACAAUUCUGCCCCUGAUCUGUCGCCCAAACGGGCACCGACGCCAUCACUAGCGCUUCGCCACGCCCUCACCCAACGCGAAACCACAUAGUCGACGCUCAUCCGUACGGACCCGUCCACUAGUAGUGGAUGAGGGCAUGAAUCUCGAGCAUGGCUCAGAUGACGAAGAUUUCGAGGGUAUACCUCAGCAGUCCGAGGGGCCAUUCUAUUCGUAUGCAUAUAUAUAUCGAGUCAUCGGCAGAUACAUAGAUAUCUCUCCUGCAAUCUCGCCAGAAUUGAUGGAUGAUGGGGCCCUUCACUUUUCCUUUGUUCUGUACAUAAUGAUACCUCAAAGGCAACCGGUACAAACCUGCAUGUAUAUACAGUAUGGAUUAUGUUUCAUUCUCAAUGAUAUCGAAUCUUCAUAUGUAAG